UGUUAACCUGUAUGCUAUUUUAGCGCAGCUGCAGAAGAACACAUACGUUGGCGCAUUCAAGAUAGCGAACAUGAACUCAGCCUUGCAGCGCUCAGGCGUCUGCAGUUGCAGUAGUGUAGCGCAUCGACCAUGCUUUAGGCCUUUUGCUUCAACAAUAACCGCGCGCUCUCGAACACCGCAACUCCUUGUCGUUCGAGCGGGUCCAGCCGUGGACGAUGACGAGGAGCUGGAGAAGCGGCUCGCCAAGUUGAGGCAGGCUAAGGGUGCUGCACCAUAUGGCCAGUCAGCAAAGGCUGCAAAGGCUGAGAAAGAAGCACCAGCCCCUAAGAAAAAGAAGGAGAAGGUCGUUUACGACUUCUCUGACGAAAAGCUAUACUAUGAGGGCCCUCCUCACCGCGGCGACUUGGCGAUCAAUCUAGCACUCGGCUCCACCCUUUUCUGGCUGCCCCUCACCAUCGCUGCCGUCGGGCGGGCGCUGUUCGUGCAGUACCGGUUUACAGACAAGCGCAUUUCCGUGAAAACGAAUGCACCAUGGAAGACUGAGCAGCUGGACGCGGCGUAUCAGGAGGUCAAGGAAGUGAGGAGCAUUCCGCGCGGUGUGGGCGUGUGGGGUGACAUGGUGGUGGUGCUCAACGACGGCAGCAAGAUCGAGAUCCGCGCGCUGGACAGGUUCCGUGAGCUCCAGUCGUACAUUUUGAAACGCCGGGACGAGCUGGCUCCCCGCAGCAACGACCUCACCCAGGAGGAGCUGCUGGGGGAGGCGCCGGCCAAGGCGGGUAAGGGCAAGGGGUUUGCGUGAGAGCAGGGCAGAGCAAGGUGCUGCUGUGCUGGGCUAGGAGGGUCCGGACGGAGCGGUGAGCGGACAAGCGGUGAGGGGCGGAGGGCGGCGAGGCGGUGGGGUGUCGCGGUCGCUAGGGUGUCCUGCGUAGAACUGCUCCCGGAUUUGAUUGAGGGUUGGUGAUGCCAAGAAUGUAUCGAGGGGACUUGCCUGGAGUGUUUUCACCUUGGGGGGGGUGCAAUAUUGGAAGCGGAAGGAUGGGGUGCAAGAGAGGAGUGGUUCAGAGUGCAUUGGAGCCCGGCAUGGUUGCAUUAGGAGUAGACCCGGCAUACGACGGCAUGCGAGGCAGUGUAAUUUGAUGGCUGUGAUCUUGACCUAUGUGACUGCGAAGAAGAUGAGAGGGGCAUAGGAGGGCCUUGAGUGUGAGGGAAAGGCGACUUUGCCACUGAUCUUCUGAGGGUGAGAGAAGUAGGGAACUGAGGGCGCUGGGAACUUUGCCGAGAGAAGAUGAAGCUGACAGUUUUGCAAGAGGUGUGCGUAUUUAAGUAUGCGGUGAGAGGAGGGCAGCGCAGUUGCACUCAAGGUUGAUUGAUCGUCUUACAUGCAAUGUACGGCAAUGUUAUAAAAUUAUAUAUGCAUGUCGCAAAUUCACCGGGC
Messenger RNA from Astrephomene gubernaculifera, 1435 nucleotides. The record is from the annotation of a GenBank genome assembly. NCBI's taxonomy places the organism in Eukaryota, Viridiplantae, Chlorophyta, Chlorophyceae, Chlamydomonadales, Astrephomenaceae.